Molecule: messenger RNA, 4335 nt
Organism: Lates calcarifer (barramundi perch)
Lineage: Eukaryota; Metazoa; Chordata; Actinopteri; Centropomidae
Gene: aco1
Product: aconitase 1, soluble
Biological process (GO): citrate metabolic process; tricarboxylic acid cycle
Cellular component (GO): mitochondrion; cytosol
Molecular function (GO): aconitate hydratase activity; 3 iron, 4 sulfur cluster binding; iron-responsive element binding
Source: RefSeq, a predicted model, not a curated record
AUUGAGACAUAGAGGAGGAUGUCUUCGAUUGUAAAAAAUCCAUUUUCACAUAUAGUUGAGCCUCUGGACCCCAAGGACCCCAAGCAGCAGUUUUACAAUCUUUCCAAACUUGGAGACAGUAGAUACGACCGUCUGCCGUUCUCCAUCCGGGUCCUCCUGGAGUCUGCUGUCCGGAACUGUGAUGAGUUUCUGGUGAAACGCUCAGAUGUGGAAAGCAUCCUGAACUGGAAGGAGACCCAGAGUCAGACUGUGGAGGUACCAUUCAGACCAGCCCGUGUCAUCCUCCAGGACUUCACUGGUGUUCCUGCUGUGGUGGACUUUGCUGCCAUGCGUGAUGCAGUGAUGAAACUAGGCGGUGACCCAGAGAAGAUUAAUCCAGUUUGUCCUGCUGACCUGGUCAUCGAUCACUCCAUCCAAGUGGACUUUAACAGGAAGUCUGACAGCCUUCAGAAAAACCAGGAUUUGGAGUUUGAUCGCAACAAAGAAAGAUUUCAGUUCUUAAAGUGGGGCUCUAAAGCCUUUAGGAACAUGCGAAUCAUUCCUCCUGGUUCAGGGAUCGUUCACCAAGUCAAUCUGGAGUACCUGGCCCGAGUGGUGUUUAACUAUGAUGGGUACUUCUACCCUGACAGCCUGGUGGGCACAGACUCCCACACCACCAUGAUUGAUGGCCUGGGUGUCCUCGGCUGGGGUGUGGGAGGAAUUGAAGCGGAGGCUGUGAUGCUGGGUCAGCCAAUAAGCAUGGUCCUGCCUGAGGUGGUGGGAUACAAGCUGCAUGGGACCCCAGAGAAACUCAUCACCUCCACUGACAUCGUCCUCACUGUUACAAAGCACCUCCGUCAGGUGGGUGUAGUGGGGAAGUUUGUGGAGUUUUUCGGCCCGGGCGUGGCUCAGCUGUCCAUUGCUGACAGAGCCACCAUCGCCAACAUGUGUCCAGAGUACGGAGCCACAGCUGCUUUCUUCCCUGUGGACGACGUCAGCAUCCAGUACCUGGAGCAGACAGGGCGUGAAGCAGAAAAGCUGGCCUAUAUCACAAAGUACCUGAAGGCAGUGGCCAUGUUCAGAGACUACAAUGAUGUCUCUCAGGAUCCAGAUUUUACUCAGAUCGUGGAGUUGGAUCUGAGUAAAGUGGUUCCAUGCUGCAGUGGCCCCAAAAGACCCCAGGACAGAAUUCCUGUUUCUGACAUGAAAAAUGACUUUGAAACCUGCCUGGGAGCAAAGCAAGGUUUCAAGGGUUUCCAGGUUCCCCCUGAGUGUCACAGCUCUGUGGUCCCCUUCCAGUUCAGUGAGAGAGAGUAUACUUUGAGCCACGGCUCAGUGGUCAUCGCUGCUAUCACCAGCUGCACCAACACCAGCAACCCAUCUGUCAUGCUCGGAGCCGGGCUUCUUGCUAAAAAGGCAAUAGAGUGUGGCUUGAGUGUGAAGCCAUACAUAAAGACCAGCCUGUCACCCGGCAGCGGAGUGGUCACCUACUACCUAAAGGAGAGCGGUGUUAUGGACUACCUCUCUCAGCUGGGCUUUGAGGUUGUCGGCUACGGUUGCAUGACGUGUAUAGGCAACAGUGGGCCGCUCCCAGAGCCAGUAGUUGAGGCCAUAACAAAGGGGGAUCUGGUAGCUGCAGGCGUCCUGUCAGGGAACAGAAACUUUGAAGGACGAGUCCACCCCAACACCAGAGCAAACUACCUGGCUUCUCCACCACUCGUCAUUGCUUAUGCUCUAGCUGGCACUGUGAGGAUAGACUUUGAGAAGGAGCCCAUUGCCAUCAACUCUGAAGGCAAAGAGAUCUUCCUGAGAGAUAUCUGGCCCACGCGAGAGGAGAUCCAGGCUGUGGAGAGAACAUUUGUUAUUCCAUCAAUGUUCAAAGAAGUCUAUGAGAAGAUUGAGAAAGUGAAUAAUCGCUGGAACUCUCUGGAUGCUCCCUCUGAUAAGCUGUAUACCUGGGAUCCCAAAUCGACUUACAUCAAGUCACCACCUUUCUUCAGUGGUUUGACCAUGACGCUGCAGCCUCCCAAGUCCAUAACUAAUGCGUACGUGCUGCUGAACUUGGGAGACUCGGUCACCACAGACCACAUCUCUCCUGCAGGAAACAUAGCCAGGAACAGUCCUGCAGCACGCUACCUGACCAGCAGAGGUCUGUCCCCUCGAGACUACAACUCAUAUGGCUCUCGGCGAGGCAACGACGCCGUGAUGGCCCGAGGGACAUUCGCAAACAUCCGUCUCUUUAACAAGUUCCUUAACAAGCAGGCACCGCAAACCAUUCAUCUGCCGACUGGAGAAACGCUUGAUGUGUUUGAUGCUGCAGAGAGGUACCAGCAGUCCGGGGUCCCUCUGCUGGUUCUGGCAGGGAAGGAGUACGGCUCAGGGAGCUCCAGAGACUGGGCAGCAAAAGGACCUUUCCUGUUGGGUAUUAAGGCAGUUCUAGCAGAGAGCUAUGAGCGGAUCCAUCGCAGUAACCUGGUUGGGAUGGGAGUGAUUCCUCUGGAGUAUCUACCAGGAGACACCGCUGACAGUCUGGGACUGACCGGCAGAGAGCGAUACACCAUCAUCAUCCCAGAGCAGCUCACACCCAGGAUGAUCGUCACUGUUAAGCUCGACACAGGGAAAACAUUCCAAGUGCGGAUGAGGUUCGACACUGACGUGGAGCUGGCAUAUUUCCACCACGGAGGAAUCCUCAACUACAUGAUCCGCAAGAUGUCUGAAGAUGCCAAGGACAGCACAGAAAAAGAGCAACAUGUUUAAUUUUAAACAGCUAACAGAAGAAUACCGUCCAGGAAUAAAUCAUGUCCCAUGUUUGGUGCAAAGAGCCAUUCGCAGAGAGCUGAUUUACAGGCACAGAACACUAGGUUGAUCACAAUACUCUCAUUUUUGAGAAUGCUGCUACUAGUUAUGUUUGAAUUACAGAGCAGACCUGAGGUGAAUAUAUGUGAUAUUAAUAUUUUGUGAAGAUAUGCAAAGCAGUAGGGCUGCACGAUUGUGGAAAAAAUGAGAAUCAGGAUUACUUUGCUUCGAAUUAAGAUCACGAUUCUCUUCUGAUUUUUUUCAGUAUGCUUUUUGUACUCAUUUACCCGACACACGAGGAAGCAGAGCAGAAAAUAUGAUGGUGGCUGAUACAGAACAGGCCAUAUACUUAACCAGAUCUGGUCUUGAAAUGACCAAACCACAAAACGAACUGUGCAUACUUGAUGAAAACCAUGGGCAGAGCGACAGCAUGAUACAGGCAGUGUGACUCGCUCUGAUUCUCUCUGCUCCGGUGUCAGGUGAGUUCUACCUGCUGAGAGAUGCAUUCCCAGUUGAAGCCAAAGGGGGAAAAGAGAAAACGUUAGACUGAACUAGUAAAUCUUUUUUCGGCACGAGCACAGUAGGGUGAUCGGCGGGGUUUUCCUCUGGAUUCAUUUGCCUGCCACUCACUGGCUCUCGCUAGUUUUAUUUGUGUUUCUGCUGCUCUGAAUCACGUGGUGUUCCGGUACAUUGUCAUUUGCUGAUGGAGAAGAUAGCAGUGUUUGUUGAAGCUGGUGUCCCUGAUGAGAACGCAGCAGAAUCGCCAGCGUUUAAAAAUAAGAUCGCACAGAGCUCUGAAUCGAGAUCGCAACUUUAAUAGAUUAAUCGUGCGGCCCUACAUGAUAGAAAGAUAUUUGAUUUAAAAAUGCCACAGGUAAAAAGUCAACUUUGUUUCGCUUCAUAUCCUCCAUUAUUUCAUUCUCAUCAGAAUCAUUCAAUUCCAGCCUGCUCUGUGUGGAUCUAAAUCUCCAGGUUUCCAUUUGUCAUUGGGUCUGCACAGUUUCAGAGACAGCAGGAGUUUUUGCCUCACGUGUCACAUCUGAACCAGGAAGUGGAUUAUUCCAGUUUAUCACAAGUUGGCUCUUAAUUUCUGUUUUAUCGGUCAUGAAAACUGGACAUCACAGUUUGACCACUAGUCCCACCUCCUAGGAAAUAGGCACUGUUGCAUGGAUCUAUAGGUGAUGUGCCAACAAAGGCAGAAGCCUUUUCAUUGCAGGUGGAAAAUUCAUGACAGUAAGUUGUAAUAAACCAGGAUUAUUCUUUAGGAUCCAGGAUCAUGUUGAGAUUUAAAGCUCAUUCUUUGCUGUGAUGAUUGAUUUCAUAAACAGACACAUCCCUGUUUGUUCUUCGAGACAUUCCAAAUGUCAUUGUAAACCUACUUUUGUCGGUGCGUCAUGUCGUCUUAUCAACUGCCUUAAUAAGUCAUGAUGUUUGUGUUUAUCCUAAAACAUUAAUCAUUUUAAAGACAAACCAUAUUCUCGUCUAAGUGUUCAAUGUUCUUUCCAAUCUAAAUGCAUUAAACAACAAACUACUGAUAAAGAGAAUAAAAUGUGAUUUUUA